AUGGGCGAUGAGAGGAGAUAUGUGUUCCCAAGAUUGUUUACUGUUAUUAUCUGCUUUUACUUUGGUGUUUUUGACCUUAGCCCUGUAUGUGAGGGUCAGGAACAUGGAUCUCAUUAUCCUCCAUCAAUCAACUUUGCUAAACAAGAGUGUGCUCCAUAUCAAGUGAUUCGUAGAGAGAAAGAAUUUGAAAUACGAAGUUACAAAGAAUCCUUAUGGAUUUCUACUCGUGCCGUCGCCUCAGAGUCGUACAAAAAUGCAGUCCGUGAUGGUUUCAUCAUCUUGUUCAACUACAUUAAUGGCGAGAAUCGUGACAACGUGAAGAUCGAUAAGAUGGCACCUGUUUUAGUUGAUAUCCUUAAAAAUUCAUCUUUGAAGGUGAAUUUGUAUGUUGCUCAAAAAUUUCAAAAUGUUCCUCUUCCCCAGGAUAAAGUGAAACCUAUAAAAUUGCCACAAAUUAUAAUCUACCAUGGCAACAAUAGUGUUCUAAAUGGCGCCGUCAAGGUGCGCUUAGGUGUGAUGCUUGGCUAA
Molecule: messenger RNA, 528 nt
Organism: Olea europaea var. sylvestris
Lineage: Eukaryota; Viridiplantae; Streptophyta; Magnoliopsida; Lamiales; Oleaceae
Exons: 5
Coding region: 1-528 (175 amino acids)
Source: RefSeq, a predicted model, not a curated record